UCGAACGGCGGGGCUGAUCGAGCUCCGGUGGUGAACAAUAUUCUCGUUUCUGUCAUCGUUGCGAGCGCCGGUCUGCAGCAGCAGCAGCAGCAGCAGCAGCAGAGCAGCUGCUGUUCGUCCAAGACACAACGUCACACUUUGUCCGCUGACUCCCGACUUACGACAACGUUUCCCGCCGACGUCACAGGCUGUUUGCAGACAUUCGACCCUUGGCGAUCGACAAAAGGAAGAGGCGGCGACACGACGAUCACGUUGCAAAGAAACUCACUACGAGCGCGUACAACGAAGAGUGUAAAAACGGGUGCGAACGAGGAAGACGAGUCUGUUUUGGUAACCGGUGGAACUCACACACGAAACCUGGGUCAAGGUUCGAGAAAAUCUGAAAAUUUGAACGAUGUGAGAGAAAUAUAUGGACGGACACCAAACGGACUGGGUAAAAUCGGCGAAAUCACGAAUACGUGGCGGGACGUGAAGCGGGCGUUGAGCCUGCUCUGCGUGAAGAAAUUCUCCGGCAGCGCGACAAUGCUGGAGGCGCCGCCCGGAAGUCGCGAAGACCUAGUAGAGGCUGCAAGAACUCCAUGUACACCCACCGAUCUGGACACGAUGCUGUACGGAUACACGAACAGCAUAUACGUGCUGGACCACACGCCGGAAUCCUUGCCGGACAUGGAUAUGCUGCAACUGUUCGCGUCUCCGGCAGGUCGAGCGCUGCUCGCGAGCGACAAUCGGCCAAGAGGAUCGACGUCGACCUCCUCUUUGUCACGAGAGUCCUCGUCGAGAUUGAAGAGCGGUAGACGGCCAUCGGGUACCGGCACAGUUAGCGCACCUACGUCGCCGAGACGGCGGAAGUCGAGCGCCGAGCUCUACAAGGAGGCCGUCGAGAUCCUCGGCCUCACUUGCUCGCUGACCGAUAGCUGCCGGUGCAUCGAUUGCCAGAGCAACUACUUCGACUGCGAUGACGAUUGCGCCGACGCCGGUACGGAAUUGGCUGCUGGCACUCCUAUUCUGUUGGACCAUGCAUUGUCGCAUCAUCUGACCGUGUGUUCCAUACAGUAGCAGGCUACUGGCAGACGAAGGCUUCGAAAUCUGUCCCCCAUUAGCCCGCUCUGCCACACGUUUCAAAAGAGGAUGAUAACGUCAUCGACACGUCGACAUCUCUCGACAAGCGCGCAACGUUUGCGUUAACAGAAAUCAGCGAGACUGAAAGCAACCAACCACGCGAUAUCACACAGAGAUCAAACACGCAACUGAAAAACUCGAGUCGUUAUAUAUUGUCUUGUUUCGCAGAUAUUUUUAGAAUUUCAUGCAAAUAUAUAUAUAUACAUUUUCUCCUGUUAACACACAAAACUAAUCUGGCAAUUUGCGCGAUUGCAAACGAUUACCCGCUCGCAAUAUGAGUUUUAUUCACAACACGAGUUUUUUUUUUUUUUUUU
Molecule: messenger RNA, 1433 nt
Organism: Pseudomyrmex gracilis
Lineage: Eukaryota; Metazoa; Arthropoda; Insecta; Hymenoptera; Formicidae
Exons: 7
Coding region: 523-1056 (177 amino acids)
Source: RefSeq, a predicted model, not a curated record